UGUACGUAUCAAAUCUUGUUUUUCGAAUUAUGUUUAUUGUUACGUGCACAGAUGUUGAUAUAUUAAAGAAAAUAAAAGAUGUUAUAUGUGUACAGUGAAACUGUCAAUGAAAAAAAAAAUUCAUUCUUGAAUUUUGAUAACUUUUUAUGCUAUCUUCCUUGUCCAGAAAUUAUGACAGAUGUUAUGAAGAUAUAACACUGUCUAUACCAAUCAUGUCUUCAUUUUCUUCACAUAUGAAUUAUAGAUGAAUUAUGCCAAAUGUUUUAUCAGUGUGAUCAGCCAUAGAUAUCGGAUCGAACAGAGUUUUACUGAUUCGAGUUCAAUUCAGUUGGUUCAUUUUCGGUUCCUGAUAGACGUAGUAUUUUUCUGUAAAUUUAAAUUGUUGUCAAUUUGAAUUUAAAAUAAAUUUUUGAAAUUAAAACUCAACAAUCUAAUCGUCGAGAUACAUGACUUCAGAAAAAAAUAGAUCUGAAAUAAGGAGAGAAACUACUAUUAUACGUUUAAAUUCGAUCAUUACUAUGCAAGAUUCCGUAAGAAAACAGUCACGCUGUGUUCCUGUUAUUUCCUAAUGACGCGUCUUCUUGAUUGCGGACAUUUUUUCUUAAUUGGAGGAAAAAAAUGUCCGCAAAGCAGAAUCCAGGGGGGAGAGAAAAAAAUGACCGCAAAAUGGAAAAUGUCCGCAUUAUAAAAACAAGUGAAAAGAAUUACAAGCAGAUAGUCAGCACAGAUGUCUUGUUUCAGACGGAUAUUAUCUUGAUAGAAAUAGCCUAGUGAUGCAUGUCACGUGUUGUCCAGGUCAUUCUUGGGCAUGCUCUUGUAAAUAAAGUAUAAAAAGUGAACAAAAUGAAGUAAAAUGAAUUAAACCAGAAUGUCUAUCGUCAGUGAUAAUACCUUUUCUGAAAUUACCACGCAAUUUGAUAAUAAAGCAAUAGUAUUUAAAAACUAUCAUUUUGGUUUGCGACGGACCAAAAAAAGAUGGAAGUCAAGUUUGGAUAUGUACACAUAAGUUAUGUAAUUCCACCAUCAUCAUACAUGAAGGUGCUAUUAUAAAAACAUCGCUUAUAAAAGCUGAUGGAAAUCAUGAAUUUGAACAUCCACAAAAAAUGGCUUUAAAUGUUUAUGAGUGCAUCACAUCCAUCAAACGAAAGAUUGAAGAAGAACCUACAGCACCAGUAUCAUUGUUAUACGACCAACAAGUAAAAAAAUUUAGAAAAGAAAAUGGUAGUGCAGCUGCAGUUCCAGUAUUUGAUCGUAUUAAAUCAUCAUUAUACGAAUAUCGCUCGUCCCAGCAUCCACCAAUACCAAAAUCAUUAUCAACUAUUGAUGUACCUGAACGACUUACUACGUUCGCUUUGUUAUCGAUAUAUCAAGGUGUUUGCUGA
Messenger RNA from Rotaria sordida, 1382 nucleotides. NCBI's taxonomy places the organism in Eukaryota, Metazoa, Rotifera, Eurotatoria, Philodinida, Philodinidae. The record is from the annotation of a GenBank genome assembly.